Molecule: messenger RNA, 750 nt
Organism: Colletotrichum spaethianum
Lineage: Eukaryota; Fungi; Ascomycota; Sordariomycetes; Glomerellales; Glomerellaceae
Product: golgi apparatus membrane protein TVP23
Exons: 3
Coding region: 1-750 (249 amino acids)
Biological process (GO): protein secretion; vesicle-mediated transport
Cellular component (GO): Golgi membrane
Source: RefSeq, a predicted model, not a curated record
AUGGAUCCCUCGCAACAGCAGCAAGAUGCGCCAGGCUCCCUGAGCUGGCGAUUGAGCUCGCAUCCCAUCACCCUUCUGACGUUUCUUUCAUUCCGGAUAUCAAGUGUUCUCGUGUACUUCCUCGGGUUGUGGAUCAUCAGAAGCAUGAUCAUGAUCUUCAUCAUCACCAUCCUCCUCCUCGCCGCCGACUUUUACUACCUCAAGAACAUCGCCGGCCGCCGACUCGUGGGGUUGCGGUGGUGGAACGAGGUGGACGCGCAGACGGGCGACUCGCAGUGGGUCUUUGAGAGCAGCGAGCCAGGGACCAAGACGAUCAACCCAACCGACAGCCGCUUCUUCUGGCUCGCGCUUUACACUCAGCCGAUCCUCUGGGUGCUGCUUGCCAUUUUUGCGCUCGUGCGGUUGCAGUUCCUGUGGUUGCCGCUUGUUGGUGAGUGUGAACAACCCCCUCUUGAUUAUCCUUGUCCUUCUCUAUCCCUUGAGAUGGGGACGGAGGAGACUGCAUCAUGCUCCUCAUCGUUGUGGUCGGCGAGUGCGGCCCGCUUGAAGAUUGUGCGAAGCGUUAGACAAAACGCUAACUCGGACUCUGCAGUCAUCGCCCUGGUUCUGACCAUCAUGAACGCCAUGGCCUUUUCGAGAUGCGACAAGUUCAGCCACGCGUCCAACAUGGCUGGCAGCGCAUUGUACUCUGGCGGCCUGGCGGGCAGCAUCGCGAGUAACAUGGUGGGCCGGCUGUUUAACCGCGGUUGA